Tetrahymena thermophila SB210 is the source of this 1200-nucleotide messenger RNA. RefSeq lists its product as hypothetical. The transcript has a single exon. Lineage: Eukaryota; Ciliophora; Oligohymenophorea; Hymenostomatida; Tetrahymenidae. The record is from RefSeq and is a predicted model, not a curated record.
AUGUUCCCAAAGUUAACUAUAGGUGGCAACAAGAGUUGCAUAAGCCUAAACUCUCCUUCGGUCAGUCCAAACUUGAUUGCUUUAAAAAACUAACUAUUGAUGUCUCCUUCUAUUUUUAAUGCUAACAAUUCUUUUUAUAAAAACAAUAAUAACUAUAAUGUAAACAUCUUUUCUAAUGGCAUGAACGAUUCUUUUUACAAUAGUAAAAAUAGAUGGAUCUUCAAUUAAAUCGAUAAUAAUGCAAACAAAAUUUUAAACUCAUAUAAAAAAGAUGUAAAAGAAAAAUUGCACACUACUGAAGACCUACCUUAAUUUAAUUUAAACACAGAGAGUGAUUAAAGAAUGAAAAACAACAGCCACAGAAGAAAAAGAAUUAUAAUAAAAUCUGUAGAUUCUGAAUCUAUGAUUUCUAACAAUAGUCCUUAAUUCUAGUAAAUCAGUAAUUAAAAUAACAUUUUUUCAGUUUAGUAAUAAAAUAAUCUUGAAAACAAUGUUUAAUCCUUGAAUAAGUCAAGACCACUUAAGAAAAAAGUUGUUCGCAUAACUAUCAAUAGCCCAUAAAACUAAGAUAAAUUUUAUCUUAUGGAUUAGAGCAAUUAAUCAGAAUAUUAAUCUCCUUAAUUAUUAUCAGUAAAUAGUGACUCAGUUAGAUUAAGAAAAAGCAGUUUUUAAGGCUUUGCAAUCACUGCCAGUAAUAAUCAGAAGUCUUUAAAUCAAAGCAGCUCUUUGACAUCAAUUUCUUCAGCAAAAUAAAUUUCAUAAAGCAGUAUAUUUAGUAACAGAUCAAAUAGUUCCAAAUAAACCUAAUGUUCCAUUUAAUACAUACCUAAUGAAUCUGAUAAAAAUUAUCAAGAUUCUCCCUUCUUAAAUCCAUAUCUCGAAGAAGAAAAUCCAAGUAAAUCCUCUGAGCAAAUAAAGAAAUCUUUAGACAAAUCUUUUGAAGAUCAAAUGUAAAAUUUAAACAAUAGUUCUCCACCAAAAACUCCUGAAAGCAGUGAAAAUAGUUAAGAAUCCCCAUACGAAGAUGAUUAAAGCUAUUAAAAUCUUUACAAUUUUUUGUAUUCUGAUAAAAAAAAGUUAAAAAAGAGUACUUCAGUAAAAGGAAUUCUUAAAAAUAGCUAACCAAAACAAUUUGAUGUAAAUUAAACAAAAAUAAUAAAAAAAAGAGUAAGCUUUAGUAAAGUAAAAGAAUAUUUUUGA